Molecule: messenger RNA, 3813 nt
Organism: Closterium sp. Yama58-4
Lineage: Eukaryota; Viridiplantae; Streptophyta; Zygnematophyceae; Desmidiales; Closteriaceae
Source: the annotation of a GenBank genome assembly
AUGCUAGCUACCAGGACAGGUACAACCUCAGCUGACGCGUCUCUCUCCUUCACACUGGACUCAGGAGCGUCGCACUGCUUCUUCCGCGACCGCACGACUCUCUCUCCACUACCGGCGCCUGUCCCUAUAGCACUGGCUGAUCCCUCUUCGGGACCGGUCAUUGCGACUCACGCCACUACACUCCCGUGCCCAGCUGCUCCUUCCGGUUCCCUGACUAGCCUCCACAUUCCUUCGUUCUCUAGGAACCUGGUUGGUGUGGGCCCCCUGGCGAGACAGCACGUCGGGGUCUGGGUUGAGCCUUCUGGUGACACUUCGGUCUCUGUGGACGGUGACACGUACGCCCCCUUGGCCACUUUUCGCCAGGAGCCGGGCUCCGGUCUGUACACCCUCCACACCGACCCCCGUCAGGUUCCUCCGUCCCACCAGGUAGCCAGGUCCAGUCAGGUUGCUGUGUCCGGUCUAGUUGCUGCGUCGUGCUCGUGUCGGUCGCUUGCCCACCCCUCCCUCCUCUGGCACCACCGCCUUGGUCACCCGUUCCUCCCUCGUCUCCACGCCAUGUCCAGUCAGCGUCUUGUCUUAGGCCUCCCCCGAGUCCUCCCGCCACUCCCGCCGUCCCCAGCUCCUCCGUGCGGUCCUUGUGUCCAGGGUCGGCUGCACGCCACCCCUCACUCCUCCUCCCUUCGUCCGGCCACCGAGCCCUUCCAGACACUCCACUUAGACGUCUGGGGCCCCGCUCCCCGCCUUGGCCCUGAGCGGGAGAGUUUCUUUCUGGUGGUCGUUGACGAUUACUCUCGGUACACCACCGUGUUCCCUUUGGCGAAGAAGUCCGACGUGACUUCUACGCUGAUCCGGUGGCUGCUCGCCACCGAGGGUACUCGAGGUCGUCGUGUCAGUUGUCUCCACUCCGACCGUGGGGGUGAGUUUCGCUCCGGCAUUCUCGCCAGAUUCUGUGCUGAGCAGGGCAUCACCCAGUCCUGGACUCUUCCAGACUCUCCACAGCAGAAUGGGGUUGCUGAGCGCCGCUUAGGCCUGCUCAUGGACAUCGCGCGCACCUCCAUGAUCCACGCCCGCGCGCCCCAUUUUCUGUGGCCCUACGCGGCUCGGUACGCCGCUCACCAGCUGAACCUCUGGCCUCGUGUCUCUCGGCCAGGGGCUUCACCGACCAGUCUUUGGACAGGGUCCCCUGGUGUUGCGUCGAGGUUUAGUGUCUGGGGUCGUCGCUUGGCUCUUGUCCGCGACACCUCUACGGACAAGUUCUCCCCUCGCGCCGUCCCCUGUGUCUUCCUUGGUUUCCCAGAGGACUCCUCUGACUUCACCUUUUACCACCCUCCCUCCCACCGGUUCUUUGACUCUCGUGACGUCCGUUUCGACGAGUCCGUCCCCUACUACGUCCGGUACCCCUGUCGAGGUCUCCCGGUUCCCCCCCCUCCCCUCUUCCUGGCUCCAACUCCUCCUCCUCCCACCCCUGCUCCUCCGGUACCCCCCUUUGUUCCCGCUCCGUCUGGUGUGUCCCACGCUACUCCCCCCCCCUCGGUACCCCCCCAGGUCUCUCCUCCUUCCCCACAGUCGUCCUCACAGCCUCCGCAGCAGCCGUCAGCGCUUCCUUUACCGGCCACUGCGGACUCUGAGGGUGUUGGUGCUCGAGGUGAGGGCUCUGGCGGUGCUCGCUUUGGAGGUGCUGGCGUUGGAGCUGUUCGUGCACCUACAGGAGCCGCCCGUUCUGGGGGUGUUGGCGUUGGCGCUGAGUGUGCACCUGCCGCAGCUACCCAUUCCGAGGGUACUGGAGCUGGUGGUGGUGCUGGAGCUGGUGGUGUUUCUGGAGCUGGAGAGUCUGGGGCUGGUGCUGGUGCCACUGGAGGCACCACGACUGGGGGUGCGGGUACACCUCCUACAGGUGCUGGUCGUGCUGCCGCGGAUGGUACUCGCUCUGGGGGUGCUCAGCCGGGUACUGUCGAGGACGGAGCCGGUUCUUCUGCUGCGUCUCCUGACACCACUCCUCCUCCUCACCCCUACCCGACUCGUUACCAGGCCCUUCUUCGUCUAGAGCCAGCUGGAGGAGCAGCAGCAGCAGCAGCCGUCGCCGCAGCGGCAGCAGCAGCAGCAGCAGCAGCAGCAGCAGCAGCAGCAGCAGCAGCAGCAGCAGCAGCAGCAGCAGCAGCAGCAGCAGCAGCAGCAGCAGCAGCAGCAGCAGCAGCAGCAGCAGCAGCAGCAGCAGCAGCAGCAGCAGCAGAAGCAGCAGCAGCAGCAGCAGCAGCAGCAGCAGCAGCCGCAGCAGCCGGAGCAGCCAAGCAGCCUCCGGCCCCUUCUCCUCCGUCUCCCUCUCCUCUCGCCCACACUUGGACCUCUCGUCCUCCUCGUGCUCGUCCUUCGUCACCUGUCACUGACCUCCGUACCGUGUUGUUUCGUCCUAGUCCUCCUCGUCCUCCUCCGUCUGUUCUUCCUCGUCCUCCUGAGUCGUCCCUCACUGCCUCCCUGUCCACUCCGGUCACUGACUACUACCGCACGUACCGCCCCACUCUCUCUCGUGUUCUCGCCUCUCUUAUUACGGACCCUCAUGGCUCUCCUUCCUCCGUCGCGGUCCUCACUGCCGCUGUCACUGACUUUACUGCUACGCGUCGCCUUGACUACGCCACUCGUGUUGUGGCCGCUCCUCCUGUCCGUCCUCUGUCCGCCGGGGGUGAGUUUGCCUUUGGCUGUGACGUCCUAGAGGACAGACAGUUUGAGCUAGAGUUCCUGGCAGCUGCUUCACCUCAUCUCUGUGCCAUGCUCCUCGCUCCUGAGGGAGACCCCGACGCUCCUGACAUACCUACUCCUCGCACUUACGUAGAGGCAGUGUCAGGACCUUGGGCCUCUCAGUGGAGAGCUGCCAUGGACGCAGAGAUGGCCUCCUACAGGUCCACAGGCACUUACGUUGACGAGGUUCCCCCCCCAGGGGCGAACAUAGUUGACGGCAUGUGGAUCUUCAAGGUGAAGCGGCCGCCGGGAUCUCCCCCAGUCUUCAAGGCACGCUACGUGGCUAGAGGGUUCAGUCAGCGUGAGGGAGUUGACUUCUUUCAGACCUUCGCGCCCACCCUGAAGAUGACCACUCUUCGGGUGUUACUGCACGUAGCAGCGCAGAGAGACUACGAGCUACACUCUCUUGACUUCUCCACUGCCUUCCUCCAGGGCAGCCUACACGAGGAGAUCUGGCUGCGUCGUCCUCCGGGCUUCACUGGCACCUUCCCGCCUGGGACCCAGUGGAGCCUCAGACGACCGGUCUACGGUCUCCGCCAUGCACCCCGUGAGUGGCACGAGACUCUUCGCUCUACUCUGUCCGACCUCGGGUUUGAGCCGUCAUCCGCCAACCCGUCGCUGUUUGUUCGUCGUGGGCGCACACCUUUCUUCGUUCUGGUCUACGUUGACGACUUGGUUUUUGCCACAGCCGACACAGUUGCACUGGCGGAGGUGAAGUCCGAACUGCAGAAGAGACACACCUGCACUGACCUUGGGGAACUGCGCCGUUACCUUGGCCUGCAGAUCUCCAUGGACAAAGCCGCUCGCACCAUCACCCUUACUCAGUCACACAUGGUGCAGCAGGUCCUUCAGCGGUUCGGGCUUCAGCACUCUUCUCCUACACCCACCCCUCUUGCUGUAGACCACAGACUCACUGGGCCUUUUCCUGACGAGCCGUUCGAGCCCAGUGGUCCCUACGCAGAGCUGGUGGGCUGCCUCAUGUACCUGAUGACUUCCAUUCGGCCGGAUCUCGCCUUCCCUCUUAGCAUCCUUUCUCGCUUUGUUGCGACUGGGAGACACCGUCCUGUUCACGGCGGCUAA